UUCACACCAAUAAACUUGUAGAAUGAUGUACGAUGUGACCAAUUACAGUGAGGUCACAGUUCAUUUAAGAUUAAUACAGUAACUCAGAUAACGUAACCUAAAGUAUUCCUUAUUGUGAAUUAAAGAACUCUGGGCCCUUCCAGGACAGGGAUAGGUGGGCUACACAUAAAUGGUGUUUGCCUUUAUAUGAAAUAUUACUUUUCAUAAAAAGAAAUAUCACUGAAACCUUUGUACCGAUAAAGCACACCGAUGUCUUAUGAUGACUUCUGCGACGACGACUUGUCAAAUCUACUGACAGUCCACCAUCUGUUCUGCUUGUGAACUCACCGGCUGGAAGAUUCUACUACAGAGAACUGAAUUAAGGGUCAGAGCACCUUGGCAAGCCCUUUUUUACACAUCAUGACUGGCUGUAAAGAAUUCUGAAAGGUCCACAUCGGAAGAGCCUCUUUGACCCGCACUUAGCAACCGCUUGUAUCCAAGCAAAAAAAUGUUUAUGUGCCUCUGUGCUGAUCAUGUUUUAGUCUUAUUGGAUAUUUCAGCUGGAGAGUGCCAUUGUCUUAGUUUUGUGUAAUCUACAAAUAGGAGCUGGAGAGUGCCGCUUAACUCAUUGAAGCAAAGGGUUUAAGAGUUUCUGCCAAUUCCAGGAAGUCAUGAUUGUAUCUCAAGAAGGAACUAUUACCCAGUAAUGUUUAAUGCUACACAAAUCCCCUUUGGCCUCUCUAUCUGCCUCCAUUAAGACACAGCCCUAAAACAUCAUGGGAGGUGUGGCGUUGGACGUAGGUGCAGACGGGGUGAAGGCCCCGGAUGGAGGGUGGGGCUGGGCAGUGCUGUCCGGCUGUUUUGUCAUCACAGGUUUCUCCUAUGCAUUCCCAAAAGCGAUCAGUGUUUUUUUCAAAGAGCUGAUCCGGGAGUUUGGGGUGGGAUACAGCGACACGGCCUGGAUCUCCUCCAUACUGCUAGCCAUGCUCUACGGCACAGGUCCUCUGUGCAGUGUGCUCGUGAAUCGUUUUGGCUGUCGUCCAGUGAUGAUGGUUGGUGGCCUCUUCGCCUCUCUGGGAAUGAUCCUUGCCUCCUUUUCCACCAGCAUCAUCCACAUCUACCUAUCUACUGGGGUUAUUACAGGUCUGGGGUUAGCCCUGAACUUUCAGCCAUCGCUGAUAAUGCUUAACCGCUACUUCAGUGAGAAGCGCCCUCUGGCCAAUGGGCUGUCAGCAGCGGGAAGUCCUGUAGCGCUUUGCUGCCUAUCACCACUGGGCCAGGUCCUCCAGUAUCAGUAUGGAUGGAGGGGGGGCUUUCUAAUCUUGGGUGGCAUUCUACUUAACUGCUGUGUGUGCGGAGCCCUGAUGAGGCCUCUGGCCGCCCCCAAAACCCUCAAGGCCAAGGAUGUGGAACAGGACAAGGAAGAGGGAUCAGUGGGAGCAGAGAAGAAGCAGCAGCCCAAAGCCAAACUGCUGGACUUCUCUGUCUUUAAAGACUGUGGUUUUCUCAUCUACACUGUAGCAGCGUCCAUCAUGGUCCUGGGGCUGUUUGUGCCUCCAGUGUUUUUUGUGAGUUAUGCUAAGGAGCUGGGGAAUGAGGAUACCAAAUCAGCCCUGCUGCUCACUAUCCUGGGAUUCAUUGACAUUUUUGCUCGACCCACGUGUGGUGUGAUUGCCGGACUGAAAUGGGUUCGGCCUCGUUGCGUCUACUUCUUCAGCUUUGCUUUGAUCUGCAAUGGAGUCACCGACCUGAUUGGGUCACAGGCCAAGGACUAUUCAUCGCUGGUGAUCUUCUGCAUCUUCUUUGGACUCUCCUAUGGCAUGGUGGGAGCCCUGCAGUUUGAGGUUCUCAUGACAAUAGUUGGCACUGAGAAGUUCUCCAGUGCCAUUGGCCUGGUCCUGCUCAUCGAGGCCAUUGCUGUGCUGGUGGGACCACCUGGUGCAGGCCGGCUUCUUGAUGCCACCAAGAACUACAUGUGGGUCUUCCUGCUGGCAGGAAGUGAGGUGGUCCUCUCGGCUUUGGUUCUGGCUACCUGUAACCUCAUUUUUAUCAGAAAGGAGUCUUCAGUGCCAGCAGACAACCUUGAGGAUGUCACAGCGACAAGUGAUGCCAAGACAGAGGUGUUCAGUAAACCUACAGAGGCUAACGAUGAAGAGGAGAAAGGAGCCAUAGAGGAGCAUGAGAAGGAGACUAUGAAGGAGGCAAAAAAGAUAUUAAAGGAAGAGCAGGAACAGAACGAGAAAGGAGAAGAGUUCAGGCCAGGGAGUGUGAUAAUGGACUCACAGGAAGUGGAAAGGUUCCUGAAAGAACCACAACUGAAUGGCGACAUGGCCGUCAGUCCUGAAACAUGCCUGUGAGUGGGGAUGGAGGAUGUUGGACAGAAUUAUACUUGCAGGCUAUACGCACUUUUUUUUAAAUAAUCUUACGGCAGGAUGAAGUAUAUUUUUGAAGUGUUCUCAUGAGCACCCUACAGGAUAGCUGUGCUUUUAUGUCAUACUGUGUGCGUGUUCAUGUACAAGUGUUCAUGUUUGUUGUGUGUGUGUGUGGGCAGGGGGGGCGGGGGUGUCAGUAACACUGCCACUGGAAAUCAUAAGAGUUACUGUAUGUUAACAUUUGUCACUGGUGGUUUUAUAGUGUGGUGGUUAAUACUAGGCAAUAGAAGAACUCAGUGAAAGCACUGCCUCGUGUAUACGGUUUAUAUCGCAAGGUGAAAGUUGUAUUUUUAAUGUAGCCACCAGCAACGGUUGGCAAUAGUCUGUCUUGUUGGAGUCAACAAAGGUGCAGAUGGAAAUAAGCUUUUGGUUAUAUUUGGUGCAAUAAUUGUAUUAUGCAUUGUCCUUACAAAAGAAACAACAAAAGUAAAAAACGAAAUAAAAAAAAAAGAAUUUAAAAUUUAUCCUACUAAAGUCUUAGCCAAAAAUAGGGCAGCUUUGAGUUAAUCCAUGUACCCGUGCCAAAAAAAGUAGGCUAGUGCUAAAAUUAAUGCUGCAUACAUAUACUGUGUCCAGAGUUGGGAAGUUAUUCUUCUGCCUUCUUGUUCAUGUGCUUUUAAGUCAGAAUGUGGAAACAAUAUGGAUAUUAGAUAUAUUGUAUUUAUUUUUUCUGACAUGAGAAGGCGGGACGGCCUGGCUCCUUGGAGUAUGAGCAGGGCCCAAAUGUUAUCCACAACGUUGUGAUGGUCUUCAUCGCCAUGUUCCACAAGGCAUGUUUGAAAUACUUUUGCAAGACAGUAAGGGAAACUGUAAGAAUUUACACUUACAUAUAUGCGUGUGGUUAAAUAUUGAUAUCCAGCUUGUCCCCAAAAACUACAUUUGCACUUAAUUCACAUUGUGUGUUGCACUGGAGAAAAGAGCAAGUAGGAGAGACACUGUAUCUGUCCGGGCUGUCUGACUGCAGGGCACAAAUAUCUAGAAAUCACUGUCUGUCUGUCUGUCUGUCCUUCGCCUUUUCACAAAAAACAAUCAUUUGAUCUUUUUCAAACUAACCAUUUGAUCAUGGGAUGAAAUCGUCAGUGACAAAAUAUUGCUUUGUGAGUUUACACCCAUCAGGCUGUUUUGUGUCACUAUUCCACACCCCAACAAUCACAUUCUGAAUGGACCUAAAUAUAGAAGACUUCAGUGAAGCAUAUCCGAACCGUCUACUUGCUUAUUCCUCAAAUCCAUGUUGCCUUUAUGCUUUGUAUUGUCUGUCCUAGGUGUGUGUGUGUGUGUGUGUUUCAGUAAACAAUAUUAAAGGACAUUUUUGUUAAUUAA
Molecule: messenger RNA, 3731 nt
Organism: Scophthalmus maximus (turbot)
Lineage: Eukaryota; Metazoa; Chordata; Actinopteri; Pleuronectiformes; Scophthalmidae
Gene: slc16a3a
Product: solute carrier family 16 member 3a
Exons: 7
Coding region: 756-2336 (526 amino acids)
Biological process (GO): monocarboxylic acid transport; transmembrane transport
Cellular component (GO): membrane
Molecular function (GO): monocarboxylic acid transmembrane transporter activity
Source: RefSeq, a predicted model, not a curated record